GGAAAUUAGGUACUUUUGUGCCUCUGGAAAAGUUGCAGAAGCGAUAAAUGAGCGUCUGAGUGGCUGAAUUGUGUGCCUGGUGAAAUAUCGCGGCGCACGCGCCAUUUCCCUUCGCUCUGGCAACCCGCGCGCGAGUGCGGAUUUCUGGCCAUGGAAGCGCGCCGAGCGACGCGGCAAUGGCAGAACGUGUGUGACUGAGCCCCACUACGCAUGCGCAGCGCUUCUGUAGCGUGACGGUGGAUUUGUGAAUGUGUAGCGCUUUCUCGGACGGCUAGACGACCGUUUUUCCCACGGAAUAUCUUCUUUUUUAUUGGACUAAUCAAGACACGGCGAGCGCGCGAGUGUGCUACGAAUUGGCAAUCGUGACCCGAAGAGCAAUAGAACUGCCAGCAAGAUGCCAGAUAAAGUGGAGCGGAAUAGUAGCAAGUUGAAUCUGGAGGCGCAGAGGUUGUCCGCCACGGACGCUGUCAUUCCCAAGGAGUCCUACAAGACCAUUCCGGACAUUGAUCACCAUCAGCAUAAGGUUGACGUUGAGGGACUCGAAAACGGUCUGUGUGAUCUUUUGUCGCAUUGUGUCUUUUGCAUGGUGAUUGGCGACGCAGUGAAGAACUCAAACAUGGUGCGCGAGAAGGUGGACAUGUCUGAGGAGGGCGCGGACGAGAAGAUGCUGGGCGCUGGCGAGGAGGAGCAGCAGAAUCUGGCCAAGAAGGAGGAGGUGAAGUUCAUCAGUGGCGGCGAUCAGGUGAAUGGCGAUGCGAAGAUCGAUAUUGGCGCUGUGGACAAGGCGUUCACGGGACUGACGAAGGAGGAGCUGCUGAAGUUCGCCAACGAUCCGUUCUGGGUGCGUCUGCGUUGGUUCCUCUUCGUGUGCUUCUGGGGCCUCUGGGCGGGCAUGCUGAUCGGCGCCGUGCUGAUCAUCAUCUAUGCGCCCAAGUGUGCCGCUCCGGAGCCACUGUCGUGGUGGAAACAGGGACCGCUGGUGAAGAUCGACACGCCGACGCCGGACGACAGUGUCGUGAGUGCCAUCAAGGCGCUGGGCGUGAAGGGUGUGAUCUACGAGGUGCCCGCGGAUGAGACGUACAACAUUGGCACGGAUCCGGCCAUUUCCGACGCUCUGAAGAAACUCGCGGGCGCUUUUAGUGCGGCCGGAGUGAAUCUCAUUGUCGAUCUCACGCCGAACUUCGUCACGCGUGAGGAUCCACUCUUCCAGAGGGCCACGAACAAUCCGGACGCGAGGAGUGCCUUCGUGUGGCGCGAGGGCAAUCAGGUGCCGAACAAUUGGCUGUCGCUGGUGAAUGGAAGCGCGUGGACGAACGAGGGUGGUUUGAUCUUCCUGCAGCAAUUCGGCGCGGAUCGCUUUGAUCUGCAGCUGAAGGACCCUGUGGCGCUGACGAAGCUCAAGGGUGUCCUCAAGGAGGUGGUUGGCUUGGGCGCCAAAGGAAUUCGACUGGCCAACACGAAGCAUUUCAUCAUCAAUCCGGAAUUGCCCGAUGAUAUUCCCUCAACCAUUCCGAAUUACGUUCACACGCAGUACGAUUUCUGGGCUCACGCGCACACAACUUACCAGGACGGCUUGGGAGACUUGCUGUACGAUCUCAGGACUUACGUGCACAACAUCACGAGUGGCGAGGGAUUCCUGGCAUCGCUGGAUGACAUCGAUCGGCCGGAGUUGUAUGUGUCGUCGUCUGGAUUGCCGUCGGUGGACAUGAUUCAGCUGGGCAAAGUGCCGAAUCUCGUGGCCAACAGCACAGCGGCGAAGAGUGUCUACAGGGAGUUGAGGAAUGUGUGGGUGACAGUUGAGUCUGGGAAGCACUUCUGGAUGCAAUGGAAUUACGUGAAGCAAGAGAUGCUGAAGCACAUCAGUCUCUCCGAGUACAACAUCUUCCUGCAACUCCUGCCAGGCGUGCCGGUGUUCAAUGUCGAUGCGCCCAAGGCGAAGCCCGAAGAUUACGCCACGGACGCUUUCCACAAGAUCCGUUCCUCGCCAUCCUUCAUGCACGGCAGCUUCGAUCUCUACAGAGAUGUCAACAGCACAGUCAUUGGAUACUCGAGGUCAAAGUCUGGUAACCCCGGAUUCUUCGUGGUCCUCAAUCCCACUGAGCAGUUUGUGGAUGCCAACUUCACAAAUGUGGCCGGAAUAGCUGACGAGCUGACUGUGCACACGAUCAGUGCCAAUUACAACGUCACGAAUGUCUCUGUAAAGGCAAAGGUGACCAGCUCAUCGAUUCCCGUCUCUGGAUAUUCAGCCAUGAUUCUCACCUAUGUUCCCAAGGGCUAAGAAAUGCGCCCGCUAAGCCAGUAGAAUCGUCCGCCUUGCCAAUGGUUCGUGGGCAACACUUGUGGGACGAAUAUUUUAUCCAUUUUAGAGCUCAGGCUUCAGUAGAGUUUGUUGCUUUGCAAUUUAGCGUGAAAACAUGGAAUUUCUCAGCUAAAAAUACAGCUAAACAAGCAUGGAAAAA
This is a messenger RNA of Phlebotomus argentipes, 2459 nucleotides long. RefSeq names its product maltase A2 (gene CD98hc). The transcript has 4 exons. The record is from RefSeq and is a predicted model, not a curated record. The coding region runs from base 395 to 2278 and encodes 627 amino acids. Gene Ontology annotation, biological process: amino acid transport; carbohydrate metabolic process. NCBI's taxonomy places the organism in Eukaryota, Metazoa, Arthropoda, Insecta, Diptera, Psychodidae.